This is a messenger RNA of Osmerus eperlanus (European smelt), 1535 nucleotides long. It is a transcript of the gene c2cd4a, whose product is annotated as C2 calcium dependent domain containing 4A. Lineage: Eukaryota; Metazoa; Chordata; Actinopteri; Osmeriformes; Osmeridae. The coding region runs from base 156 to 1523 and encodes 455 amino acids. The record is from RefSeq and is a predicted model, not a curated record. The transcript has 2 exons.
UUAUUAUGGUCUUGAGAAGAAGAGAGUCUGAGUUUGCUACUUAGAGAUCCUUUGAAAUUGCUCACAAGACCUUGACCACGUUACCAUAUCCAGCUCUGAGUCCAAAACACCUGGAUGUCAUUCAUACAAGGUUAAUUCCCCCUCUCUGAGAACUCAUGUGGGUGGUUGAGAAGAUCCGUAUAUCGGUGGAAAAAACGAACCUGCUUCCUCCUUCGACAGAAUACAGCUUGAGAAUUGGUGACAUCAUGUUUGGAGACAAAACUGACAAAAGCAAGAAGAUCUCUCUGUGGCCAAACAUCAUCACCCCUGACACCAUCCCAGAGUUCUGCAUCCCUCCUAAGAUCCCAUCCCUGCCUGAGGCCAAGGCUGGGGAGCACAGCCGUCCCGCCCCCAUUAUCCGGGUGUCCCCCUGUGAGAGGGGAAGUCCCAGGAGACACGUUCCAGCACGUGAGCUCCUCAGUCCACACAUUAUCCAAGUAGAGAGUGUGGACGAGGGCCCCUAUGACAACAACUGCAGCGAUGAGGAGACUACCAACGCAGACCCCCAGAGCCAGGCGGCCCUCUCUCUGCCCCACAUGGUCAAAACCCAGACCUGCUAUGGCUUCUGCACUCUUCUGGAAAGCCCCCAUACCCGGAGGAAGGAGUCCCUGUUCCACAAUGACCCUGGAUCCUGUGGUGUUCCCCUGCUUCUGCCCAGGAGCAGAUCUAACACAUGUUCCAGACUGUCUCCCUCCACCUUCUCCUGUUCUUCCCCCUCUUCCUCCCCUUCAUCCUUUAGUCUGAACACUCUGACUGCAAGACUGUCUCCAAGAGGAUACACCCUAAACAGACAGGGCACCACUGACAGUGACACCACCUCUUCUGCUGAGUCUUCACCUUUCAGUUCCCCUCUACUACCCAGGUCUCUGCCCAAGUCUUCACUCUUCAAAACUCUGAGCCAUGAAAGGCUGCUAUCCCGGAACAUGAAGAAGGCCAUAGUGUCAAGGAACAACUCCCUAUCCACAGACGAGGGAAGCUCCACAGACAACAGCCCAAACGUCAUGAGAAGGGCAUCAGAGGGACUGGUGGAGGGCCUUCCCAGGAGCUUUGGCCUUGCACCCCCCAAGAUCCUCCCUAUGGACCUGGUGCUGCACAGGGACAGGAUGAUGAAGGAGAGCCUGGUGCCCAUUGGGAAAGAUGGAAUUAUGCGUCUCUCUGCUGAGUAUUGUCCUGAUAACCAACGACUACGGAUUCGGCUGAUCAGUGCCGAGGGCCUGUAUGCUCUCUGUGUGGAGCCAAAGAGUAUCAACUGCAGCAUCAGUCUCUCCCUGGUUCCUGGAAAGGUCCAGAAGCAGCGAAGCACGGUCAUUCGGAAGAGCCGCAACCCCAUCUUCAACGAGGACUUUUUCUUUGAUGCUAUUGCUGAAGAGGACCUCUGUCAAAGGUCGCUUCGCUUUAAAGUGGUCAACAAAAUGUCCACCAUGAAGAGAGACUAUGUCUUAGGGGACUGUGAACUUCCCCUCACUAGCAUUAUAACUUUAUAGGUUUGAUUAUCC